This is a messenger RNA of Microtus oregoni (creeping vole), 2116 nucleotides long. RefSeq names its product purinergic receptor P2X 6 (gene P2rx6). The transcript is spliced from 12 exons. Gene Ontology annotation, biological process: monoatomic cation transmembrane transport; response to ATP. NCBI's taxonomy places the organism in Eukaryota, Metazoa, Chordata, Mammalia, Rodentia, Cricetidae. The record is from RefSeq and is a predicted model, not a curated record. The coding region runs from base 13 to 1152 and encodes 379 amino acids. Gene Ontology annotation, molecular function: ATP binding; purinergic nucleotide receptor activity; extracellularly ATP-gated monoatomic cation channel activity. Gene Ontology annotation, cellular component: nuclear inner membrane; plasma membrane.
GGGACUGGGAACAUGGCUUCUGCUGCCGUGGCAGCACUCGUGGGCUGGGGGCUUCUGGAUUACAAGACAGAGAAGUACGUGCUGACAAGAAACUGCCGGGUGGGCUUCUCUCAGAGGCUGCUUCAGCUGGGAGUGGUGGCCUACGUGAUAGGGUGGGCCCUCUUGGCCAAAAAAGGCUACCAGGAAUUGGACUUGGACCCCCAGAUUUCUGUCAUCACUAAACUCAAAGGGGUUUCCGUGGCCCAGAUUAAGGAACUAGAGAACCGGCUGUGGGAUGUGGCUGACUUCGUGAAGCCAUCACAGGGAGAGAAUGUGUUCUUCCUGGUGACCAAUUUCCUCGUGACACCAGCUCAAGUCCAGGGCAGAUGCCCAGAGCACCCUUCCGUUCCUCUGGCCAAUUGCUGGGAUGACACGGACUGCCCUGAAGGGGAGACAGGAACGCACAGCCAUGGCAUAAAAACGGGUCAGUGUGUGGUGUUCAACGGAACCCACAGGACCUGUGAGAUCUGGAGCUGGUGCCCAGUGGAGAGUGGUACCGUGCCCAGGAAGCCCCUCCUAGUUCAGGCCAAGAACUUCACACUUUUCAUAAAAAAUACUGUCACCUUCAGCAAGUUCAACUUCUCCAAAACCAAUGCCUUAGAUACCUGGGACAGUACCUAUUUCAAGCAUUGUCGCUACGAUCCACACUCGAGCCCGUACUGUCCAGUUUUCCGCAUUGGGGACCUUGUGGCCAUGGCUGGAGGGGACUUUGAGGACCUGGCAUUGCUGGGUGGCGCUGUGGCCAUCAGAAUCCACUGGGACUGCAACCUGGACACCAGAGGCUCUGACUGCCGUCCCCAGUACUCCUUCCAGCUUCAGGAGAGGGGCUACAACUUCAGGACAGCCAAUCACUGGUGGGAAGCCUCGGGUGUGGAGGCCCGGAGCCUGCUCAAGCUCUAUGGGAUCCGCUUUGACAUUCUUGUCACUGGGAAGGCAGGGAAGUUUGCACUCAUUCCAACGGCCAUCACAGUGGGCACUGGAGCAGCUUGGCUGGGCAUGGUCACCUUCCUCUGUGACCUGCUGCUACUGUACGUGGAUAGAGAAGCCCGUUUCUACUGGAGGACCAAGUAUGAAGAAGCAAAGGCUCCAAAGGCAACUAGCAACACCGCAUAGACUGAGCUGAAAUUCACUCCUGUUCUGCUGCUCAAGUGUCUCGAUGGGGGUUUGCACCUGCCCCAUGUCUGUUGCUGCUGGGAUCCAGACAUCCGUGCACCAGGGGCCUUGUCUGGGUGGCUGUCAUCCACGGGCCUAUCCAUUUCUGAGGCUUAUAGCCACUCCCUGCAGGUUAAAGUUUAGGGGUUGGGAAGGAUGAGGGUUCUGGCUUGAGAAAAUCAAGGACAAAUCUCCAGCAGGACUGCAGAGGAGCUUGGGGGGAGUCCACCAGACUCCCCAUGCAGACCCCCUCCUAGGUCUAGCCUGAGAGAGGGAGAAGGCAACAUGGCCGAAUGAUUGAUUGCCUAAUUCCUUGGGCCUCUCUGUCUUCUGGGCGACUCUGCCAUCCAGUUCAAGCCCCCUUGACCUGACUAGGUUUCUCAGGGGCCUAGAAACAUGAGAGGCUGCAAAUCUAGGCCUUCCUGCCAUCAAGAUGUUCCUGACAACCUUGAUGCAUGCUGAAGCACCUGCCUGCCGGAGGCCCUACCUCUGGUCCCGGUCAGAGUGCCAGAGUUUCGAGGUAUGAUCUCCAUGAAGGCCUCCGUGUUUCCUCAGGAAUAGCUGGUUCUGGAUCUGUAUGCACACAGGGCUUCAAUUCCUCCCCAGCUGUAGACUUUCCCCAUGCCCCAGGGCCCAUAGAAAGGAUGACAGGCACAAGGGCUGCAGAAACACAGCCCUUUCUUGGUCCAAGUGUGCGCCCGUGGAAGGAAAGAGGCAGCUGUGUUAUGGAUGCACGGUGACCGAGGAAGUCCCAGAGCCGAGGCCAAAGCUGCACCAGCGUCCAGGAUCACCUGGCUUCCGGAUCCUCCGAAAGGAUGCCGCUCAGGGCUCUGGCCUCCAAAGUACAGAAUGGGAAGGCCUGGUUACUGCAGGUGGGUUGUGUGGACUCAGCAGUCCUAGGGGAUCCCAAGAACCCUGGUAUCAC